CUGAAUUCUACGCGGACGAAAUCGCGGGCGUCUGCUAGUAUAUAAUAAAAUACUGUUCUAACCUGAAUUCUCUCAUCUGUCUAAUGCAUAUGAAAAAAGAGUAGCGAAUUUCAGAGGCCAGAGGCAAAAAUUUAACAAUCCGCCACUGCAUAUUGAAUGAAAAAUUAUAGUAUCAAGCAUAGGUUUCAAUCGAUUAAUAAUAUCCUUAUUAACCAAAAUAAAAAUCCGUCAUUAGUCGAAUUCAAAGUUAUAAGCACUUACAAGUACAAUAUGUCUCUGAAAGUUUAGCUACCAUCUAACCACAAAUAAGUGCUUCUGGUACUCACGCCAUAUUGAUUUGAUGAUGACGCAACAUUCGAUCAAAUUUCACCAAAAUAACGGUUGUAAGUAUUUAGAAAUUUCUGUCACUCUGGAAUUACCAUCGGAUGGGAAAACCAAUAGGUAUAAUGUAGAUACCUUUGUAACGAACGUAAAUUCUAAAUAUAUUGGUAUUACUGUAGGUAAAGUUGAAAUAUGAACGCAUUAACAUAUUCAUUAUUAUGUGUACUAACAUGGAUUGUCGGUGACCUAAUAAAGACAUUUCGCUCGACCCCUGCCAUCGCCUUCAGGAGCUACGCAGUCGAGCUUGCGGCGCUUCGGUAACCAAUUGUGCGCACAUUGUCCCCUUGAAUAAAUAACUUGUGCGUAAUCAUUAUUUUGAUGAGUUUCGCCGCGUUAUCCAGCGAUGUCUUACGGUUUGUGUUGAUUGUGAAUGCGUCAAAAGGUUAUCGGAUCUUAUCGUUUGCUCUUUAAAUAUUAGCGCCUUGGAUCAACUGUAGUCAGUUCUCUGAGAGCAACGAAUGAAUAUACAAAGCGAUAUAGUGUAAAUACUCGUAGUUGCGUGCACAAAAUAUUGUUUGACUGAAAGUUUCACUAGUGUUGCAAUACUAUACUAUUGAUUGUGAUUUUUUUAGUGAUUGAUACAAAUUAGUGAUUAUUUCAAGAUGCCUAUUCGUCGUAGCAAGGUCUUAGUAAAAUGGAUAUACGAGAAUCAACACAAGAUGCAGACAAUACGGUGCUGCAGUUCCCUGCUGCGGUACAAGGAGGUGGAGGAGAGUGCACAAGUGGAGCCCGAGACGAUAUCAAUUCCUCAGACCACACCGAUCCCACAAAUAGCACCUGAAUUUUCUUUUAAGUACAGUGAUCUCCAAGUAAGAUUAGCAGCACCGUAUCAGUUACAGCCGAAGCCAGACGCAAGCGCUUUAGGUUUUGGGAAAUAUUUCACCGACCACAUGAUGAAAGUACACUAUCACAAAGAGCUGGGCGGCUGGCAGAAACCCGAAAUUGUACCUUUCGAGUACCUCACCAUACACCCGGCAGCAAAAGCUCUACACUAUGCUAUACAGUUGUUCGAAGGUAUGAAGGCAUAUCGAGGUAUUGACGACAAAUUACGGUUGUUUCGACCAGACUUAAAUAUGGAAAGAAUGAAUUUAGCGGCACAGAGGUCCGGCCUGCCCAUGUUCGACGGAGAGGAACUAAUCGGUUGUAUAACUCGGCUCAUACAAAUAGACCAGGAAUGGGUGCCGCACUCGGAAACAUCGACGUUGUAUGUGCGACCUACGUUAAUAGGAACUGAGCCAACGUUUGGUGUGAUGGAGCCCGACUCAGCGCUGCUUUUCGUGAUCAUGAGCCCGGUGAGCGCGUACUACAAGACACGCAGCGACGGCGCCGUGUCCAUAUACGCCGACCCGAGCGUGGUGCGCGCCUUCCCCGGCGGGGUCGGGAACAGGAAAGUCGGCUCCAACUACGGCCCAACUAUAGAAGUCACCGCUCGGGCAGCAAAGUUAGGCCACCAACAAGUAUUAUGGUUAUUUGGACCAGACAAAGAGCUCACUGAAGUAGGAGCCAUGAAUAUAUUUGUAGUUUACAUUAAUGAGCAUGGAGAUAAACAACUGAGCACCCCGCCCUUAAAUGGACUUAUUUUGCCCGGAGUCACGCGGCGGUCCAUCCUAGAGCUCGCCAGCCAGUGGGAGGACAUCACUGUCAAAGAGGAGGUCAUCACAAUGGAUCGACUGAUAGAUCUCAACAAUCAGGGACGAUUAUUGGAGAUGUUCGGCGCCGGCACCGCCGUAGUGGUGACACCUAUAAGCAACGUUGGCUACGUCGGUGAAAACAUCCACAUCCCAACCAUGAAGCAGUCGCAGCCAUUGUUCCAGCGGCUCAAGGACACCCUUCUAGCCAUUCAGUACGGACACAUAGACCAUCCGUUCAGUAGAAUCAUCUCGUAGUGAUGUGAGUGACUCUUCAUAUGCAGCUUCCAUAUUUAAGAAUAAAGUGACUUAUAACUAACGAGAAAAACAGUGAAUAACGGACUCCAGAAACUCUUACCAGGAGCUUUAAAUUCUGAACAAAAAAAGAAGCAGUAAUAGCGUAACAUUUUGUGAUACCCAGUGACGUGCAAAGGGUUAUUUAUAAGGGUUAGCACUAGAUAGGAAGACUAUGCAAUUUAUGAAAAUCUUUGUUUGAUAUGACUUGAUUUUCAUUUGUUACGUCACAGGUGCCGCAAUGGCGACAUGUUGCGGAAAUAGAUCAUAGUAUCAAAUUGUAUACAUUAGAUAAGAUGAAUUAAGGCUGGACCUUUAAAAUUACUUAAUGGCCGAACAGACGUCCUUCAUUUUCUGAUGAACAUAAGAAAAGGUGAUGUUGUAUGAUUGCUCCCAGGAAUUUGUAAAUUUUAAUAAGCAAUCAUCACCAAGCCGAUACUAAAUUAAAAUUAGCAUUGUAAAACGUUUUAAAAUAGUUGUCUGACGAGAUCAAUUACUUUUUUUUACAGCUUAAAGACCUAAUUUUCAUUAAGCUUGGUCCUAACAAAGUGGUCCUUCGAGCCGUAUUAAUGAAAUAGUUGUAAAAUUAUGAAAUCUGUUAACACAUAAAUUCCAUUUGUGCCUUUUGUGCCCAUUUUAGAACAGCAUAGCGUCGCUACCAAGUAUUUCUCAGUUAAAACGGCAGCAACUUGAAAUCUAUCCUAAACAGGCAAUUCGAUUUAGUACUUAAAUUACUAGAGAUCAAGGACUCACAGUGUUUCAAUUAUUUGAUCGGCUAAGGAAUAAUCUAAGAACUAUAAUGAUUAUUACAGAUCAAAGUUUUUGAGGAUAUAAUAUUAAUUAUUUGUAAAUAACAAAAAAUCUAAUCUAAUAAUUUCAAGGAGAGAUUGUUUGAUUAAAAUUUUUCCAUGUUACCUUGGUGUAAAGUAACCCUUGCUGUCCCAGAUAAAUAAAAUACUUUAGAUAAAUAUGCGUGCAAAAAUUAUACAAAACGCAUGAUGUGGUUGUUUUAUCAUGCCCCCUAUCAUAUUGUAAAUAAAAUAGGUAUUUGUUAUUUAAACUUUGUUAUCAAUGUGUUUAUAAAAUGGCUUUUUACGCAGCCCAAUUGUUUUAAGUGUUAUAUUACUUCAGUAAUAAUGUUAUAUUUGACUGUGAUUUUUUCACUUAAAAUAUGGAUGGAUAUUUGUAUAACGUUAAUUUUAUUGUAGCUAUUUAGCAGUGCUACACUCAAUACAGAAAUUGGAUAAAAUCAUGGUAAAUAUAUAUUUUUUUCAAUCAGGAGGAAGGAAUCUUUGCUUGAGAACAAUGACGUAGAAGCCAUUUUAUGAGCAGAUAGAUGUAUUGUAUAAGUGUGUGUUAAGUCAUUAUUAAUGUAAGUUUAUUAUAAUUCAUGAUAUAGGGUCAGAGGAGAGUAAUUCCAUGCCAUUAUAAUAAAUAGAAACCAGAAACUAUAAAAGAAACAAUUUCAUGUAGGUAUCACUGGGCUUAUGUACCUGGUUAUGUGAAUUCAGCUAAGAUAUACAAAAAUUACAAGUAUUUGAACGGAAUACAUACAUAAUGUCUCUUAUAGCUCGUAAACAUGUUAGAUAAUGGUAUGGAAUUUCCACUCUCACUGCACCGUAUUUGAAUAAAUAUAAAUAAAUAUGUCAUUUGCGUCAAAUAACAUAUUUAUUCAUAUAAAUAACAAAUAUCGUAAUCAGUCAUGUCAAGGACGAAUUACCGUAGAGGUAAUCCGUCCUUUGCGAUGACUUGGAAAUCCCAUUUGGCCUAUUUUCUAUUUUGGUCUUCAUUAUCAACCCAUCAAAAUAAAAAAAACAAAUCAAUUGACAAAAUGUCAUCCACAUACUAUGAUACAAAUUAGAAAUGUCAUCCGGUGCUUACUGGUGGAUAUAAUAUAAUAUGUAGAUGACACUUUGUCAAUAAUUUGUUGUCUACUUCAAUAGGUUGAUAAUAAAGACCAAAAUAGUAAAAUAGUCCAGCUGGUUGUUUUUUUUUUCAGAACAAAUGUUUAUAAUAUAAAUGGCUCGUUGGUUAACAAGUCACGUAUAUUAUAUGCACAUUAACUGAAUACAAUAAUUAAAUAGUAUUUUUAUUAAAACAUGUUAAAAAUUAAGACCACAAAAAAAAAAGAAAAUAUAUUGUGAUGGAAUUGUUAUUCUAUUAGUUUGUUUAUAUUUUUCUUUAUGCAUUAUAUAUAUAUAAUCUAACUAUACUUAUAUAUAUUAUUGACAAAACAUGGAUCAAUCCAAUAAUGAAGACGACAGUUACUCAUUUGGUAUAAGUACGAGUAAAUGGAUAUAACAUUACAUAUAAAAACAAUGCUACAAAUUAAAAAGAAAAAUGGUGUUUCUGUUAAAUAAUAAAAUAUUAAUUUGUUUGUAAUUCAGUAUUUAUAUAUGAUGUACUAUGUUCGAAUAAAUAUGCGAGAAAUGUGUGAAUUAAUUAUAUUAUUCAAUAAUAUAUGGGUAUCAAUAAAGUAUCAGUUCUGUUGAAUUGGUUAAGUGUUGAAAACAACAAUUUAGUUGAAAAAAUAUCUCUUUCAUUCUGUAUUCAUCAUAUUAUAAAAUUAAUAGUUAUUUUAUAUUAAAUUAUUGCUAAAAAUAAACUGUUAAACAACUCUUUAAUACUUUUAAAUAAACUAGAAAUAUAAUUUCGAUGCAA
Molecule: messenger RNA, 4964 nt
Organism: Bicyclus anynana (squinting bush brown)
Lineage: Eukaryota; Metazoa; Arthropoda; Insecta; Lepidoptera; Nymphalidae
Gene: Bcat
Product: branched-chain-amino-acid aminotransferase, cytosolic
Exons: 8
Coding region: 984-2267 (427 amino acids)
Biological process (GO): L-leucine biosynthetic process; L-valine biosynthetic process
Cellular component (GO): mitochondrion
Molecular function (GO): branched-chain-amino-acid:2-oxoglutarate transaminase activity
Source: RefSeq, a predicted model, not a curated record